AUGCUUGUUAGACUAGCUGACAUGGAGCCCAUGUUUCAGAUCCUGGGUCUUAAUCGUCUUUUCUGCAGUAAGCCGCCCCGAGAAACAUCCGCACUCGAUCCUGGCUUCGUGGUGUACCGCGGUGUGGCAGGUGUUAACACACCCAGUGGAGCCUUCGGAGAGUUUCACCAUUCCAACGUGGUUCCACAUGCCUGGAAGGGCAUUAGCGUGUCCCUGGGCAGCCACGAUUUCCUGCAGCAGCAGGAAGGUUUCAAGCCAAAUCAAGUGCCGGACAGGGGCACCACUGUUUUUCCACGCCUUUGGGUCCGGAUCACCUGCUCCUCAUGGUCGCAUCGAGAGAAGCGGACUUCAAAGAGCACGUCUGGGCACAACCGUCAUACAGAGCCAUGCAGCAAGUUCCCGCCGACGCUCAAGACGAUGCAGUCGCAGGACGAUUGGGACAUCGGCCGCACAAAGACACUGCGGGCUCCCAACAACAUGCCAGAGCUCAUCAACAAUGAGAAAAUCGAGCACAAGGUUGUUUGUGCAGUGAUCAGCGGGCAUAUGCGCCAUGGCAUCCGCAUCGGUCAGAGGGAGCGAAGCUCUAUCUACGACGUGGAGGAGCUCUAUGGCCAAUGCGGGGAGCUGUGCCUGGGAGGCACAGAACCAUGGGGAACAUAG
Molecule: messenger RNA, 660 nt
Organism: Symbiodinium pilosum
Lineage: Eukaryota; Dinophyceae; Suessiales; Symbiodiniaceae
Source: the annotation of a GenBank genome assembly